Molecule: messenger RNA, 1273 nt
Organism: Anopheles stephensi (Asian malaria mosquito)
Lineage: Eukaryota; Metazoa; Arthropoda; Insecta; Diptera; Culicidae
Product: leucine-rich repeat extensin-like protein 2
Exons: 2
Coding region: 132-1004 (290 amino acids)
Source: RefSeq, a predicted model, not a curated record
UCAAAAUCCUGCACCGGCAGGCAGGCAGGCAACCAGUUUCUUGACGUCUGGACAGCUUCGUUUGUCGCGCUUCUUCGUGGUGGACUUUUAGUGCAUUUGGCCAGUGAUUGAGUGAUCUAGUGAGAGUGAAGAUGAAGCUGUUCGUGUGUUUGAUAUUGUGUUUCACCCUGGCACUUGCGGAUCCUGGUGUGAUCGGACCGCAGGAUGCACGUAAGGUGCGUACCCCGGCGAGUGGACCGACGACUUACAAUACCAUUUCGCCGCCGGACAGUGAAACGUUAAGCAAACUGCAGAACCAAGUGGCACCGACGGUUCAAAUCCCGAGCAAAUCGCCCACCACGGCUAAGGUACCGGAAGUAGCGUCGCCGUUCCACACGAUCGCACCGCCGAGUGCACUGCCGUCACCCUACCUGCGACAACCGGCGCCCGCGAUCGCUCCCGUUUCGGCCCAGGGUCAAUACUAUCUGGCCAUGGUUCCACAGCCCGCAGGCAAUCAUAUGCUGCAGCCUGCGACGACGCCCCUGAUCAUGCAGUACAUCAAUCCUCAGGGACAACCUACCGGUGGUCUGCAAUACAUUCAGCUGCUACGUCCGGCCGUUUAUCCGUACGCGGUAAACCAGCAGUACCAAGCAGCGUAUCAGCAGUAUCCGAGUUAUCUGCAGCAGUCUCCCGCAAGCCUCAGCAACUCGGCACAUGGUCCGGUCCCUCCGACACCGUACAGCGUGUCUCCCACUCCUCCACCGACUACUUCCACUACGCAGGCUGGAUUUCUUCCAUUCCAGCCCGCCACACAAUAUGCCCCUGUAAGCCACGCACAGCAGCAUCCACAGCAACCACAAGCAUACAGUAAUGGACCAGUCGGACAGUACUCUAGCCCCGUCCUCUCGUACUAUCCGCAUCGGUUUCUCAUCAACCCGUCGGAAUUGAACUUCAACACGAACGAAUAUGUGCCAUCGCCCGGUGACGGUGUUUACCUUAAGGGCGUGAAGAGUAUUCGGGCUUAAGGGUCCGGGUAGCUUCCUUUAAAUCCUGGUGCAAUCGUAGCUGCAAACCCAACAUCAAAGUACAACCGAUAAUCCCGCUGAUCCGAUUACAAACCCGCCCACAGUUUUAUAGUAUUAACUAUCCCACCCACUUGUGACUGUGUUUGUUGUUUUAUCGAUUAAUUUAUAUCUGUUUCUAACAUGUGUCGUUCCCUGCCAGACUCCACCUGUUCCAGAGACAAAUAAAAUUUUAAAACAAUCGAUUUUGUUCGCAAAUAUUUUUUCACUGA